UCGAUUGACACGUCUGUAUACGAUAAUUUUAAUUGAAUUUUAUCGCCAAUCUUUUUUACCGUUUAAAUGAUGAAGGUAAAUAAACAAAUACCAAGAAUUAUAAACUUGACGGUGUAUUAAAGUGCGUUACUAUUCGUGAUGUCGUUUAGAAGGAAUAGAUUUUUUAGGACAAAAUCUGUAUUAGAAUAUCACGAGACCGAGACACAAAGUGAGUUUUCAUUGACAAAUGGCAAUGUUUGUAAACAAAAGAGUGUGCCUUCUUCAGGUAAAUCUAUGCAGGCGGAUGUCCUGUAUAAUAAAGUUAGCGAAGAUGUUAUUCUAAAUGAUAGUAUCAAUUUUAAAACUACUUCUUUCGAUAGAGAUAAUGAAUUAAUGAAUAAAGUCUGUGAUAUUGAGGUAAAUCCCAACGUAGACGCGUCUGUUUUCAAAGGCCAACCACAAACUAAUUUGGAAGAACGACCGUCAAUUCCAAUUCCGGACAGUUUAGCGAUGGAUCCCCUAGCGCCCACUGCGCUCGCGGUUUCCUCUGACUUCAUGGACCGAAUCGGUAGUGGAUUGACCCUCUUGAGAGACCACGGGAAAAAAGUACAAAAGUAUUUAUGGAAGAGCAAAAAACUUGAAGUUACCAAGAAAUCAUUAAAAACGCAAGUGAAUAUUGUUCUCGUGGAUGCCAGGGACUUGCCAGAUGAAAUUUCAUCCAAUACAAAUGGCCUUUACUGCAAAUUUAGGUUAGGUAAUGAAUCACACAAGUCAAAACAAGUCACGAAAUCAAAACCAGAAUGGCGGGAAAGAUUCAAUAUUUACAUGUAUGAGGACAGUAAUUUGGAAGUCAAAGUGUGGCACAAAGGAAAACAAAAGACAUUUGUAGGCAGAUGCGUCAUCGAUCUAUCGCAGCUGGAAAGAGAGCGGACUCACGAGCUGUGGCAAGAACUCGAGUAUGGCUACGGGAGUAUCCACAUGCUGGUCACACUGGGCGGCUCAGAGCGAUGCGUCUCUACAGACAAUCUGACUUUAGCCAACGGUGUUACACAUCAGCCGACAAUAACAGAGGAGAAAUACACAUGGUAUCGUUUGGAAAACAACUGGAACGAGGUGGGCCAGCUGUCGGUGACUGUUCACGGCGCCAGGGGCCUGAGCUCGCUCGGGCUCAACGGUAACAUCGACGCCUACUGCGUGCUGGAGGUGGACAACGCUAGGGUUCAGACCCACGCCGUCCGCAACUCCAGCGAUCCUACCUGGAACAAGAACUUCAUAUUCAAUAUCAAUGACGUGACGUCGACGUUGGACAUUACAAUUUAUGACGAAUCAAUAAUUCAGUCAAUGAAAGGGGAAACACUCGGAAAAAUAUCGAUACCUUUGUUGAGGAUAAAUAACAACGAGAAGAAAUGGUACGCAUUGAAGGAUCGAUCGAAAAAGCACAGCGCUAAAGGAAAUUGUCCCAGAAUUCUGUUGGAAAUGUCUUUGGAAUGGAAUCCGAUAAAGGCAUCGUUCAGAGUACUAAGUCCGAAGCCAACUAAAUACGUCGAGAAACCGCCGAAAUUCAGCAUCCCUCUGAUAUACAAUAAUUUGAAAUUUAUCAAAGUUGUAUUCGACUACAUAUACUUGGGAAAUGUCUAUUUCAAAAAUACAUUUGAAUGGGAAAACAGAGAAAAAUCGGCGUUGGCUUUGGGAGCAUGGCUUUUAUUCUGGUAUUUCUUUCGGAUGUGGAUGAUGCCACUCCUUUUGAUUGUACCAUUCCUUCCAUAUUGGGCGAUGUAUCGAGCAGGAAACAAUUGCAGUCAACUUCUUCCGAUUCUAACUGACGAAGACACUUCAGAAGAGGAUAGUGAAAUACAAAAGGAUGACAAAACUAUAUCGACACGUUUGUACGAACUACAGGAUUUAACGUUUACUAUUAAAAAUGGUAUCGACUACAUAGUAUCGAUAAUAGAAAGAUUAAAAAAUUUGAUUAACUUCAGCGUGCCGUAUUUGAGUUAUUUAGCCAUUAUUGGUUUAAUAGUUGCAUCAAUUGCGUUUUAUCUGAUCCCUGUUAACUAUCUAUUCAUGGCAUUAGGUAUAUACAAGUUUACAAGGAAGGCUAUGAAUCCUAACAGAGUUCCUAACAAUGACAUACUAGACUUCAUAUCGCGUGUCCCAGACAAUGAGAUCUUGAAACAAUGGCGGGAGCUAAAAGUGACAGAAUCGAGUAUCAGCAGGUCUGACUCGAUGAAGAGACGGUAGUGCAAUGAUAU
Molecule: messenger RNA, 2231 nt
Organism: Papilio machaon (common yellow swallowtail)
Lineage: Eukaryota; Metazoa; Arthropoda; Insecta; Lepidoptera; Papilionidae
Product: multiple C2 and transmembrane domain-containing protein
Exons: 14
Coding region: 139-2220 (693 amino acids)
Biological process (GO): regulation of neurotransmitter secretion
Cellular component (GO): synaptic vesicle membrane
Molecular function (GO): calcium ion binding
Source: RefSeq, a predicted model, not a curated record